AUGUAUAUUGAAUUUUUAUUGUACGGAAUAUUUAUUUUAGUUGUCUUAUUCAUUGUAUUAUCUUUAUUAAUUGUUUGCUUAAGAUGGCACUACACUAUUAAAAAAAAGAAAUGUCCAACUCAAUUUAGCAUAGCAUUUUUCCAUCCAUAUUGCAAUGCUGGUGGUGGUGGUGAACGUGUGCUAUGGUGUGCUGUUACGGCUGUUAGUACAACAUACCCAAAAGUAAAAAUUAUUAUUUACACUGGUGACUUAGAUGUAUCACCUGAUGAAAUUAUCAAACGAGCAAAACAAAGAUUCAACAUAAAUGUACCUAAAAAUUUAGAGUUUAUGUAUCUACACAGAAGAAAAUGGGUUGAAGCAGAAAAUUACCCUUAUUUUACUCUUUUGGGCCAAAGUCUUGGGUCUAUUGUAUUAGGUAUGGAAGCGCUACGUUUAUUCCAGCCAGACAUUUUUGUUGAUACUAUGGGUUAUGCAUUUACACUACCGUUAUUUAGUCUCAUUACUGGUUGUAAAGUGAGCUGUUACGUUCAUUAUCCAACUAUAAGUUCUGAUAUGAUAAAUAAAGUUAUUCAACAAAGAGGAAAACGUAUUACAAUAUCAUCCAUUAAACUUGUAUAUUAUCAGCUAUUUGCAAAACUUUAUGGUUUAGUUGGCUGGUUUGCUGAUUCUAUUAUGGUAAAUAGUUCAUGGACUGAAGAGCAUAUCAACGCUCUCUGGAAGCGUCCUUUAAGUACUUAUAAAGUAUACCCACCUUGUGAUACAUCUGAUUUACAACGUUUACCUUUGGAAAGACAUAAAAACAAAAAAAUGAAAAUUAUAAGCUUAGCACAGUUCAGACCAGAAAAGGAUCACCCAUUACAACUAAAAGCCAUGUACCAUCUUAGACAAAUUGUAAAUGAACAAUUGUGGGAAAAUAUUGAACUUGUAUUUAUUGGAUCAACGAGAAAUAAAGAAGAUGAAAUGAGAGUUGUUGAUAUGAUGGAUUUAUGUAAACAUUUAUCGCUGGAAAAUAAUGUAAAAUUUAAAGUAAAUAUAAGCUAUGAUGACCUCAAAAAUGAACUUUCUGAAGGAUUGAUUGGAUUACAUGCUAUGUGGAAUGAACAUUUUGGGAUUGGAAUUGUAGAAUGUAUGGCUGCGGGAUUAAUUAUGAUUGCACAUCAUUCUGGUGGCCCUUUAAUGGACAUUAUUAUAGAAGAUGGUGCAGGGCAAAAUGGAUUUUUAGCCACAAAUGAAGUAGAAUAUGCACAUGCUAUUCAUAAAGCACUUUUGUUGCCAGAUACUCAAAAAUUAUCAUUACAAAAAGCUGCCAGAGGAUCUGUAAAUCGAUUUUCUAAUCAACAAUUUCAUGAAAAUUUUUUGAGAGCUAUUCAACCAUUGUUUAGUGUUAAAAAAUUUAAGUAGUCAAUUUAUUUUAAAUAAAAUAUUUCAAAUAUCAUA
This is a messenger RNA of Sipha flava (yellow sugarcane aphid), 1437 nucleotides long. RefSeq names its product GDP-Man:Man(3)GlcNAc(2)-PP-Dol alpha-1,2-mannosyltransferase (gene Alg11). Gene Ontology annotation, biological process: protein N-linked glycosylation. Gene Ontology annotation, cellular component: endoplasmic reticulum membrane. The record is from RefSeq and is a predicted model, not a curated record. NCBI's taxonomy places the organism in Eukaryota, Metazoa, Arthropoda, Insecta, Hemiptera, Aphididae. Bases 1 to 1401 code for a protein of 466 amino acids. Gene Ontology annotation, molecular function: GDP-Man:Man(3)GlcNAc(2)-PP-Dol alpha-1,2-mannosyltransferase activity. The transcript is spliced from 2 exons.